AUGGCUGAGGCAUUCCUCAAGCACUAUCAGUACAACACUGAUAUGGCACCUAAUCGCACGCAGUUGCAAAAUUUGACUCAGAGGUCUGAGGAGUCCUUCAAAGAGUAUGCCCAGCGGUGGAGGGAAUUAGCUGCUAGGGUACAACCCCCAUUGCUAGAAAGAGAACUGGUAGACAUGUUUAUGGGAAACUUGCAAGGUCCAUAUCUUGAUAGGAUGGUAGGAAGCACCUCUUCAGGCUUUUCCGACCUGGUCUUAGCCGGUGAAAGGAUAGAAAAUAUGAUUAAAAUGGGAAAGAUCCAGAACUCUGCCAGUACUUCUAGUGCAUCAAAGAAACCUUUUGUUCCCUAUGGUAAAAAACGAGAAGGUGAGACCAAUGCUGCCUCCAUCAUUCGAACAAGAAAUCCCACUUAUCCACAAGUGGCUGCCAUAUCUCCCGUCCAACCAAGUCAACAACAACCAUUGGCAAUUCCUGUUCAAACUCAACAACAACAACAGGAGUUAGGACCCCCACCAGCGGUUCUUCCUCCCGGUUAUGAUGUAAAUGCCCGUUGUGAAUUUCAUUCUGGCGCUCCUGGGCAUUCGAUCGAGAAUUGUAAAGCAUUAAAGUACAAGGUUCAAGAUCUUAUUGACUCUAAGGCAAUCACGUUCACCCCCAAGAGGCCGAAUGUGAAUAAUAACCCGAUGCCCCCUCACAACAAUGCAUCGGUGAAUAUGAUGGAAGCUGACAAUGGGAGGAGAUUGAUGUCAUGUGUGGACGAGUUAAAAACACCACUCAUCGAGAUCAAGAAUGCUUUGAUGAAGAAUAAUACCUUUCCCAUCUGUGGUAAUGACUGUGAACAUUGUCUGAUUAACCCGCAACAAUGUAGAACAUUGAAGUCUGUCAUACAACAAUUAAUGAACCAGGGGAUCUUGGUGGUAGACUGCCCAUCCACAAACGAAGAUGUGUCUACCCUCGAGAUACCAUACGACGAAGUCCCUCCUCUACAAAUUCCAUAUGAGUUCUCUCAGUUAACUCUGUCGACAAAUCCUAUUACUCCAAUCAUAAUAACAGUUCCCACACCAUUCCCAUAUGUUGACACCAAGGCAGUCCCUUGGAUGUAUGACACCUCAGUCUACAUUCAUGGUCAGAAGAUUCAAGAAGAACCAUUGAAGUCUAGCGACCCAAUGAUCAAUAUCACAGGCACUAGUGGAGUCACAAGAAGUGGAAGGAUAUUUGCACCGACACCCACUCCAAUUGGAACUAUCAAUCCUUCAACUUCAGACAAAGGCAAACAAAUUGAUGGCGCUCAGCAAAGACAAGACCCCGUACCUUCAAGUGAAGUAGACGAGUUCUUACGCAUCAUCAAGAAGAGCGAUUAUCGAGUAGUUGAUCAGCUUAACCAAACACCCUCUAAGAUCUCAAUGUUGUCUCUAUUGAUGUGCUCAGAGGCCCAUAGGGAGGCUUUGGUAAAGUUUCUGAGGACAGCUCACGUACCGCAAGAGAUAUCUGUUUGUCAGUUUGAAGGAGUAGUUGACAACAUCGCUACUAGCUUAAGCUUAGUCCUAUCAAGAGUUUUGGUAGACACUGGGUCUUCCCUCAAUGUGAUGCCUAAGAGUUCCUUUGAUAAACUAACUAUUGAAGGACUCGUAAUGAAGCCGAGUGAGCUUAUAGUAAGAGCAUUUGAUGGGACUAGAAGGACUGUAAUCGGUGAGGUGAAUUUGCCUAUGAAGAUUGGUCCCCAUAUUUUCCUUAUCACUUUCUUCGUAAUGGAUAUCUAUCCAGCCUACAGCUGUCUGCUUGGGAGGCCUUGGAUCCAUUCAGCUGGUGCAGUCACUUCAACACUCCACCAAAAAUUGAAAUUCUUAGUUGAUGAUAAGCUAGUUAUUGUUGAGGGUGAGGAGGACAUUAUGGUAAGUCACCUCGCAUCUUUCCGAUACGUUGAAGGAGAAGGGGAGAUAAGAGAAGUCCCGUUCCAAUCAUUCGAAGUUAUCAAUGUUGAAAUGGUUUGCCCAGCAAGGGAUGAAUCAAAAGAUGCCGAAUCUCCCAUGGCAUCUCUUAAAGACGCCCUGACAAUUAUAAAGGAUGGACACCCCCAAGGAUGGGGAAGAUUGCUUGAACUCCCUGCCAACAAGGACCAUACCGGUUUGGGAUACAACUCCCAGAAUUUGAAGAAGCCCGCGCCGAUCGCUACAAGGGGAUCAGUGCUCCCGCUGUCCGACAACUUCUCAAGUGCUGGUUACCUGGAUGACAACCGUAUUUGUGCCGUGGAAGAAGAAGAAAAAGAAGAAGAAGAAGAUGAUGGCUUGAUCUUCACAAAGACUGAUGGAAAUGGUGCCACCAAAUGGACCGAGUUUGAAAUACCUAAAGUGACCUUGAUCGAAAUGUAA
Messenger RNA from Lathyrus oleraceus (garden pea), 2367 nucleotides. RefSeq lists its product as uncharacterized. The coding region runs from base 1 to 2367 and encodes 788 amino acids. The record is from RefSeq and is a predicted model, not a curated record. The transcript has 3 exons. Gene Ontology annotation, molecular function: aspartic-type endopeptidase activity. Gene Ontology annotation, biological process: proteolysis. Lineage: Eukaryota; Viridiplantae; Streptophyta; Magnoliopsida; Fabales; Fabaceae.